AAAAUAGUGAGACAGCAUUUACUUAGUGUUAUGCCAGCUUUGUCAUAAAUGAAAAUGGAGAAUCAAACUACAGUGCUUUACUUUCUGCUGCUGGAAUUUUCAAAAAAUCAUCAUCUGCAGCUUUUGUAUUUCUUCUUCUUCUUUGUGUUAUAUCUCACUACUGUAACAACAAAUUUUCUCAUUAUUUCUGCAGUCGCUUUUGAUCGUCGACUGCACAGCCCCAUGUACUUCUUUCUCAUGAAUUUGGCUCUGCAAGACGUGGGCAUUGUUUCUGUCAUUGUCCCAAAAUCCAUGAUCAAUUCUCUCAUGAACAACAGAUGCAUCUCUUAUGUUGGCUGUGUUGCUCAAGUCUUCCUCUUUGUUUCUUUUGCAGCUUCUGAUUUCUUCCUUCUCACAGUCAUGGCAUAUGAUCGGUAUGUUGCCAUUUGCCAUCCAUUACAUUAUCAUGUAAUGAUGAAUUGGAAAGCCAGCACUGAAAUAAUGAUAUUUGUAUGGGUUUCAGGUUUUCUCUGUGGAAUCUUGCACACAACUGGUACUUUUUCAGUUCUGUUUUGUACUAAUGUGAUCAACCAAUUCUUUUGUGAAAUUCCACAAUUGCUAAAACUAUCCUGCUCUGGAUUAAAUCUACUUGAGGUUGGUAUUCUUGUAUCUGGUAUCAUUGUUGGACUAAGUUGUUUCACUUUUAUUAUUGUAUCUUAUGCAGUGAUCUUUAGGACAGUGUUAAGAAUCCCUUCUGAACAAGGAAGGCAAAAAGCCUUAUCCACUUGUAUUCCCCAUCUUACAGUAGUGUCUGUGCUAGUAUUAAGUGGAUGCUUUGCCUAUCUUAGACCUUCCUCAAAAACUCCAUCUUAUAUAGAUUUUGGGUUGACUGUUCUGUAUGCUCUCCUUCCACCUCUGUUCAAUCCAAUCAUCUAUAGCAUGAGAAAUAAGAAUAUCAAAUGUGUCCUUUCUCAGCUGUGGAGAUUGUGACAAAUUCUUUUAAUGUUAUUUAUAUUCUAUUCAGCAUCAUUUUCCUGUCUUUUUUUUACUUCUGUGAAUAAAUAUGAUAGAAAGGGAUAGUUGGGAUGGAGGCAAAUCCAACUUCUCAAACUUAAAGAACCUAUCACUCCAUAUAUUGCUUAGCCAAUGUCCCACAUCUCUGAUUACUGUCCAUGCACUUUACAGAUGCUAAACAUGGAUUCUUGGCAGCUGCAGCAUUUUACAUGCUAACAAUUCCUUAUGUUUAGUGAAGUGAGUACCAUGGUGUAAUGCAAAUGGGGGAAACACCUGAAAUGCAGAGGAGCUUUAAAUGAUGUGUUCUGUUUUUCUUUAUAUGAAAUGGCUUCCCCCUAAUGCUGCCCCUCUAUUGCUGGGACCCCUAAGGCUUUAAGACGGGACUGGAUUUCUGCUUGAACAGGAGGUUGGACUAGAAGAGCUCCAAGAUCCAUUCCAGCUCUAUUCCGAUUGAUUGGUCCAUAAUAUGGCCAGUUAAAGCUCCAGAGUUUCCAAAGUAUGUAGACCUCUAUAACACUUCCCUCCUGAAAUGGUUAUUUCCUCACAAACUUUGAUAUUUUGCUCCUUUCAGUGAGCCUCAAGUC
Crotalus tigris (Tiger rattlesnake) is the source of this 1577-nucleotide messenger RNA. RefSeq names its product olfactory receptor 14A16-like. The record is from RefSeq and is a predicted model, not a curated record. NCBI's taxonomy places the organism in Eukaryota, Metazoa, Chordata, Lepidosauria, Squamata, Viperidae. Gene Ontology annotation, molecular function: G protein-coupled receptor activity; olfactory receptor activity; odorant binding. Gene Ontology annotation, biological process: G protein-coupled receptor signaling pathway. The transcript has 2 exons. Gene Ontology annotation, cellular component: membrane. The coding region runs from base 49 to 969 and encodes 306 amino acids.